AUGGCAAAUGAAUAUGCUAACAAUCCUUAUUUUCUUCCUGGGAAUGAAAAUCCAGGGUUUGUUCUUACUUCUCAACCUCUCACAAGUUUAGAAAAUUAUACGAGUUGGGCUAGAUCUGUGUUCUUGGCUUUGAGUUCUAGUAACAAGUUUGGAUUUGUGAAUGGCUCAAUCACAGAACUAGAUCCUUUUUCUCCAUUAUUCAAUUAUUGGAGUCGCUGCAAUACUACAAUUCUUUCUUGGCUAAUCAAUUCUCUGAGUAUGGAAUUGAAAGCUAGUGUGAUGUAUACCAAUAAUGCAAAGGAUUUGUGGUUUGAUCUUAAGGAUAGACAUUCACAGGGUAAUACACCACGAUUGUUUGAACUUGGAAAAAAAAAUCGCUCAUUUUUCACAAGAUCCAAGGCUUCUAAGUUGGAUGCCCAGCACAAGGAACAUGUUUUCAGGCUUUUGAUGGGCUUAAAUGAUAGUUAUAGCAAUCUUAUUGGUCAAACUUGUUAA
Molecule: messenger RNA, 495 nt
Organism: Malania oleifera
Lineage: Eukaryota; Viridiplantae; Streptophyta; Magnoliopsida; Santalales; Ximeniaceae
Exons: 2
Coding region: 1-495 (164 amino acids)
Source: RefSeq, a predicted model, not a curated record